Prorocentrum cordatum is the source of this 4707-nucleotide messenger RNA. Lineage: Eukaryota; Dinophyceae; Prorocentrales; Prorocentraceae. The record is from the annotation of a GenBank genome assembly.
AUGGGCGACGGGCGCUGGAUGUGCCUGACGCCGGACAUGGAGAUCACGCAGCACAACUUAAAUGAGCUGCGCCACUAUGUCCUCGAUCGGAAUGCGCAGUUUCCUCGGUGGGUGCUGGCUGGUCUCUAUGCCUUCGACCCUAUCGACCCUGGGGAGCUGCUUGAACUGAAGCGUCAGGCUCGGCAGCGCGCGGCGCUGCUCGGGGCUGGCGACCCUGAGGAUGAGGCGGAUCUGGCCUGGGUGAUUGCCGAGCCACAGGACGCGAGGUUCGGCGAGGUGGUGCUCGAGGAUGUGGUGGAGAAACCGAAUCGGUGCGCCCACCUGCGCAGGAAGGGCAUGGUGAUGCUGGACGGCCAGGAGCGGAUCAUCGAGCUGAUCAGCCGCGACGAGAGGGACGACUGGAUGAAGGAGCGGAAGGAGAGCUGCGUCGACAUCCGCCUGAACGGCGACCAGCGGACAAAGAUCGGCCGCAGGGGCGUGGACUUCCGUGAUGCCGUGGAUCAGAUGGAGCAAGUGGAGCUCGCCGACUACACCGACCUCGGGCCGCGCGCGAUGGGCGAGUUCAUUACGUCGGUGGCCGUCGGCAGUGGGAACCUCACCAGCUACCAGGCCGAGUGGGAGCGGAUGAGUGGCGUCUUGUCCGGGGGUGCUCAGUGCCACGAACACCGUUCGCUCCUGGAGAUCGCCCGCCGCGCGAUCUGUAUGGGCCAGCUCAACGUGAAGAACCUCCACUGCAUGGAGGCGCUGGUCAGGUGCACGGAGUUCGCGGUGGCCCGCCAGAAGGACCGCGCCAACAUCUUGAAGCAGAUGAGGCUGCACAAGGAGGAGCUGGAUCGGGAGCGCCCUUCGGACGACGGGGGGAAGCGCAACCAGAAGGACAAGGAGAAGGACGAGGGCAAGAAGAAGAAGGGUGCAGCGCAGCGCAGCGUGCUGGAGUCAGUCCAGGAGCGGAUCGACUUCUACGGGAAACCCUCGAGCGAAGCGGUGGAUGGCGAGAGGUCCCUUCGGGGGAUCCUCAGAUCCACUGACCAGUACGAACUGGAGCCGCAGCAUUUGGCGAGCUACGACGUCACGCGCCUCAGGGUGUGCAAGGGGGACAUCAGCCCGGUUCUCGUGACGGAUUUGCUACGCGCCGAGGCUGCAGGUUUUUUGAGACACUUCCAGAGCCAGAUCGAGCUCUCAGAACCCGAGAUCGCCGAGCGUGUCCGAGAGAUCGGCAUCGUGGGUUUCAGGCGGGCCAUCAAGCCCCGCUGCGGCGCGUUCUUCGCGCACAAGAAGGACGGCAACAUCCGGUUCAUGUGCGACGCGAGGGCGACGAACAUGUGCCGUCGUCUCCCUCCUCGGACGGUCUUGGGAGGUGCAGCUUGCCUCUCGGAGAUCGACCUCAGCAGCUACGCUACGGCGCUCGGGGGUUUCGGCGGCGUCUGUGAGCCACGUUUCUCGGGUGCCGACGUCAAGGAUUGUUUUUACCAGCUCGCCAACGAGGAGAUGGGCAGCUGGUUCGGGUUCGACUCCGCGCUGACCGUCGAGGGCUGGGACCUGGGCAUCACGCGCGCGCGGGGCGACGACGUGGGGGGCUGGACCCCCGCCCGGGCGGGCGAGCUCCUGUUCCCCUGCCUCCGUGUUUUACCGAUGGGCUGGGCUUGGGCGCUGUACUUUGCUCAGGAGGCCGUCGCGCACCAGGUUCGGCGCUCUACUGCAGAUGGCGAUCGGCAGCUCCUUCGAGAUAAGCGACCUGCACCUCUCCUGCGGCCCGGGAGGCCGCUGGCUGCCGUGCACGUGGACAACUUCACGGGCGUGGGGGGCUCGGCCGCCGACGCCGAGCUCGGGGCGCGGGCCUUCGAGGAGCGGGCUGCCGAAGCGGGGCUGGCUCUGCGCGCCGCGGACGUGGCGGUGGAGGAGCUGGAGAGCCUGGGCCUGGUGCUGUGCGGGGCCGACCGCCGCGUGCGCCAGAAGCCCAAGCGGGUCUGGCGCUUCUACUUCGCCACGAAGGCCUUGCUGAGGCGGGGCCGCGCGACGGGGGCCGAGCCCCGGGUCUGGGCGGGGCAUGCCGUGGCCCUCUUGGGGCUGCAGCCCUGCUUGCUGUCCAUCCUGCAGGACGUCCACGUUUCGGAUUCGUCGUCCUCCGGCUCCUGCCUGAUGUACGGGCGAAAGCCACUUCGUGCUGUUUGGGAUGCGUACCGCUGGCGGGAGCGCUGGCGGUUCGUGGAGGUGGAGGCCGACGGGAAUUCGGACGCCUACACGGCGGCGUACCUCAACCAGCCCCGAGGAGUCACCGACGGCUUCGGGGCCACGCUGGACGAGGGCGCCCACAAGCACGCUGACGCCCGCGUUCGGGCUGGUCAGCCAGCAGGGGCCUGGCGCGAGACCGAGCUGGGACAGCUCCUGUUUCGCCGUGCUGCAGUCGGCCGCGGAGCGCCGCGGCGUUGGGCUGGCCGCCCCAGUCAGACCCAGGAGGUGGAGCUGCUGAACGUCGUGCCCGCCUUGCCGACCGCCCUCGCCAGCGACCCCGGGUGGACCGCUGCCGUCGAGGGUCGCUGGAAGUAUGACGAGCAUAUCAACGUGAAGGAGGGCCGGGCGGCCGCCUACAGCGUGGGCUGUCGCGUUCGGUGGCGGGUCAGACACGUCCCGACGGAUCUGAAUGUGGCCGACGAGGGGUCGAGGAGGGAUCAGGCCCGCGACCCCGAGUGGCUGCUGCAGAAGAAGAGGGAGCGACAGCCUUUGUUCGCGGGUGCGGCGGGGUUGACCGCCGCCAUGCGACAUGCUGGGCUGCGGACGGCGGCCCCGUUUGACAUCAAGAAGGGUGCCGAGUAUGACCUCUCGAGGAGAAAAACACAGCUGCUCCCCGGGACAGUGGACUUCGAGACGCGGCGCGUUGAGGUUGGUCGCCAGACCAUCAAUGCAAAAGACGCUGACGAAAAUAUGGUGCACUGGUUUGCUCAGAUGUUCUUCGACGGCAUGGGUCCUGGGACGGGCCGCAACGGCUUGUUCGGUUGGAUCUUGCUGCGCGGGGGGCCCUUUCAAGAAGGACGUCAGCUGCUCCCGCGGGCCCGGAGGCAGUUGAAAGCUUGGGGGCGGACAGAUCCCAGCCUUGUCGGCCUACCCUACCCGCUCAUCUUGAUCUGGGCCAUCGCGCUGGACCUGCUGAAUCACAGCCUGGUGCGCACGGCCGCCUGCGCGGUGCUUCAAACCGAUCUGUACUCGAGGCCCUCGAAGACUCUGGAGCUCUCAGAGGCUGACAUCCUCCGCAGCCAGCCCGCGGCGGGCCGUGCCUUUCCCGGCCGCUGGGCGGUGGUCUUCGCGCCGUCCGAGUCCGGUCGGAGGACCAAGACUGGCCAGACGGAUGACACCGUCGAUGUCGGAGUGCGCGGCCGUGAGUGGGUCCGAGACGUUGUGGCUGCGCUCAAAGACUCAGCCCAGGCUGGAGAGCGCGCAGAGUUCAAGGCCUCCUUGGUGAUGCUGAAGCUCCAGGCCGUGGGCGGAUCUCCGCAUUGGUUGCGCCACUCUGGGCCGUCCAACGAUAGGUUCGAGAAGAAAGCUGACCUCCCGUCGAUUCAGAAAAGAGGCCGCUGGGUGAGUUUCAAAAGCUCUAUCUCCGACGACGGGUCGACUUUCCUGCCCACCAGGGCGGGGUCGAAACAGUCGCACGAGCACUUGGUGAAGUCUUUUACGGGCGUGGGCGGGAUGGUGCAAUGGCUUGGGGACCGGUGGGCACAUAAGCAACACAUCGUGGUAACAGGCUUCGACGCUGACAAGUUUUCCUCGUCCAUGGUGUUUCUCGCCGUGAGGGGCACGAUCGUGUCGAACUGGGUGCUGUGGGCGGAGCAGGCGCUGUGCAUGCUGUUGUACUUGGUCUACGCAUGCAUCCACAAGCUGCUCUUCUACAGGGAAGAUGCUGCUGAGUCGCGUGGCAGUUUCAAAGAUGAGGUGCGCCGUCUGUCAAGCAGCGUCUCGUACUUGGCGGCAUUUCUGCUCAGCUUCUACACCUCGCUGACCGUUGCCAGGUGGUGGCGUCUCCGCACCGACGGCAUCGGCAACAUCUGGGCAUCAUGUUCAGAAUUGUGCCUGUUCAUAUCUGAGUUCGUAACGGACGACGAGAAAGUGUUGACUUCAAUUCGACGUUACGCGCGGGCAUCGCUCGUCAUGCGUUUCUUGGAGCGCCGUUUCCCAGGCAAGCUCGCCGAACACCUCUACUUGCUUGUCAAUCUGAACGUGCUAACCGAGGAGGAGGUUAGUAAGCUUCGUGAGUACGAGAACAAUCUCGCCGAGAGUAUCUGGACGUGGGUGGCACGCAUCGUGAGGAACCUGGACAUCAAGAGCGACGCCUUGCUCAAUUUCAUCCUGAAGAAGGUGGCGAAGGGGCGCGCCGGUGCCGCUCUCAUCGGAGCACAGAUGGCGACUCCGAUCCCAUUGCCGUAUGUCCACCUUCUUGGCCUUCUCGUGAAGCUCCACAACUACUGCCUGGCGGUGUGCACGGGGUAUCUACUGGCAGUGGAUUCCGAGAAGUGGCCGGAGCUCACGGUGAUAGUUUUCUUUGUCCCCUUCCUCUACAACUCGCUCCUUCUCAUCAACGCAGAGCUUGCAGACCCGUUCGACGGCGGAGUGAAUGACUUCCCGAUGGAGAGGUACGAGCUCGCAAUGGAGAGCGACGGGCGCAGCUACUUGCAGGCUGGCCGGCACACCCCCGAGUGGAUGCGCCUCUCCUGA